UUAACAAAAAUAAAGAGAAAAACCCUUGGUACCUUUUUCGAUCAGGCAGAUCUCAAUAAGACCGAGGAGGUGAUAGCGGCGUUGGAAAGCCUUCACCAGCAGCCCCAGGUCUGGGACUUCCUGCUUUUCCUGCCCAGGCUGUACGCACACCAUGUCCCCAUCGACGAUGGCCUCCGCAGUGCUGUCCACCUUCUCCAGGCUGUCUUGAAUUCCUUAGCGUCUCUGGAAGAUCUAGAUUGGCUGCCACUCAACCCUGCUACCUCCAGGGUUUCCAAAAUGGUGCUGAAGGUGACCAUUUCCGCGCUGACAUUCCUGCAGGAACAUGGAGUGGCAGCCGCAGAGCUGGGGAACGGCCUGUCCCUGCGCAGCCUGCUUCGGGACCCGCAGGAGGUGCAGGCGGACCUGCAGUCCCGGUUUGGAUUUGACGACCUCCACGCGGAGCAAAUCCUGAAUUCCUCGGCUGAACUGAACGAGAUUCCCACAGACCGUUGGUUGGAGCGGAUGGUGUGCUCAGCCUUGGCCCGCGCCUCCAAGGACAAAGCUGACGGGGAGGGUCACCCUGGAGACUGUCACGCCAGCUGGUCAGCAGCCAAAACCUACCUGGUCCACACGGUCAGCUGGCUGCAGGUCUACGAACAGGUGCUCCGUCGGUGGCGGGAGGGCGGCGGAGGCCUGGCGGCGCUCAGGAGCCCGCUGGAGCGACACCGCUCCCUGCAAGAGGUGGCGGACGCUUUGCAGGCUGGGCUGCUCCUGCUGACGGGCAGCGCGACAACGGAAGGCCCCGGCAGCCACGCUCCGCCAAACGCGGUCUUAAAUGCCACAAAGGAACAUCUCAUGAAGGAAAAGAAGUUGGAUGCCCUUGAGGAUGAGCAUAUGAACUUUCUUUUGUCCUUUGUGGAAUUUUUGGAGAAAUUGUUGUUGCCUAACCCUUUUGACUCACCCAGCGGUCCCACUGAGACUCUUCUCAAUGCCAGUCAUUCCUGGAUAAAUCACUUAAAGAAUUUAGGAAGAGAGCCAUCUGGUUUCCAUGCUCAGAAACUUUUGGAAUUUGGCAAAGAGGUGAUUGAAAAAAUGCACACUCUUAAAAAGAAGGAAUCAAGCUAUAUUUUGAGAUUUAUGGAAACAGUACUUUCUGAAAUUAACCCCAAGCUCCUGGAAUUGUGGCCGUACGGCAUUUCCAAAGGAAAGAGAACUGAAUUCAAAAACUUGUCUACACUUUCAGAUGUUUCUGUUCUAGAAAAUGAGAGGAUUCUUAGUAAAAGCUUUAAUUUUUCCAAGUUGUUUCACUCGGAUUGGCCUGAGUCACCAGCUGUGGAAAUGGAUUUUGUUCGUCUAAGUGAAUCUAUAAUCCACAGUCUCUAUGAACUUGGGUUCCUGAGGCAGGAGCAAGUCUCGGAGGCUCUGGCCACCGUCUAUGCUGUGAGGAAUGCAUCUGCUCUUUUCUCGGCCCUUUCUGAACCGCAAAAACAAGAAGUUGAUAACAUUUUGACUCAGAUCUAUCGAAAUGUCUUUAAGGACCCAGAUUCAGCUUUUCUUCUGCAGGUUUAUUCUUCAUUUCACCAAUACACUGACAGAUUAGUGGGCAUCCAGAGGAGAGAGUCUUUGCUCUCUUACCUGACUCAAACCUCGAAGCACAUUUUUGAGAUUAUGAAGCAAUUUAAUUUUCAAAAUAUCAGCAAAGCAUUUGCAUUUUUAUAUGAGACAACAGAACUUCUUGGGGGAAUUUCUGAAGUAUCUUAUUGUCAGCAAUUGCUUUCAGUUUUCAACUUUUUGGAGCUUCAAGCCCAGUCCCUGUUGUCUGCAGAGCGCCCAGAGCUGGAAGUGAUCCACGCUACUUUGACCGGCCUCAAACAGCUGCUCAUGGGGGAUGAAGAUUUUCGUAUUUCUUUAUUUCAGUAUGUGAACCAGCUCUUCAACAGUUCAGUAGGAACCCUGUUGGGUAAUGAAUGCUUUGCUUUGAAUAAUAAAAUCACUUCUUCUAUGAGUUACUCAGUAGAUGGAGGGCCUCCACUUACUCUUCUGUGGGCACAGAUUCAUUCAAACCUCUCCGCAGAUGGCAGCGUGCUCAGUGAGCGGAUGGCUGUUCACUGUUCCAUUUCGUGGCUUCAGGCGUGGACUGAAAUCUGGGGAAGUGCAGCUCAGAUGUUGGAGCUGGAUGUGAAUGUUUUCACUCCUCUUCAUAUUGCUCUUACCCAGCUUUUGGGUGAACUGGAAAGUGAUGUGAAAAUUUCUAAAAGCUGCCAGGGAAUAUUUCCCAUUCAUCGCCCUGCUACACUCAUAUUAAACCUGCUGAAAAACAUGACUCAAGGUGGCGGCUUCCAUGACCGGGACGAUUUUCGGGAUCUCAGGGCCCUCUGGGGAGCAGUACGUGAUGCAUUGGUUAGAGUCAAGUUGCUCCUCCCGGACCAGGUGGAGAAAUCCCUUUCCACCCUGGACACCGCCCUGAGUCAGCUGCAGGCAUUUCCGCUCAACACAAGAGCAGGCAGGGAGUUUUUGUAUUCUGUGCUCAAUGUGUUCACAGGGUUAAGCAAUACCUCAGGCUAUAGAGACAGACAUACACACUUGAUCAAUCACUUCCUUUUAAAUAACCUCACGGAUUAUGAAGUAAACUCUGAAAGCAUCAUCACUGACCUAAGAGAAACAAUAUUAUUUCUUAGAAAUGUGUCACAUGACCAUACUUUAUUGUCCUGUGCUGAUAGUUUCCAAAACAUCACUGAGUUUAUUUUGGAAGAUGGCUUAUUACAUGUAAAUACUUCACAGAGGGCGUUACGUAUUCUGGCCACGUUAAAUUCCUUCUUUUCCUCCGAGGACAUCAUGAGUAGACUGAAAGGAUGUGUUGAGUGGGUGGACAUCUUCAAUCAUUCGUAUGUGGCCUAUAACCCUAGUUUUUCACAAGGCCCUCUUCAGGGUGUUUUGAAGCACUUCAGUGAUGUGGAAAACAAAAUUAACUCUACAUUGACACUUGUUACUUGGCUGUUGGAUACAGUGGAAUCUGGUUGUUCGUUGAAUAAGUCAAAUAUAAAUUGUAUGGCUAUUUACUUAAAAAAUGUAACUGACUUCCUAAAUGUUAUACUUACAGCAGUAUUUGAAAAAGAGAAGGCACCAAAAUUGGAGAUUUUAUUAACUCUUUUAAAUAAUUCCACAAACCAAGUAAGUAUGCUUAUCAACAACUUAACAAGAGACUUUGAAUUUGCAUCUCAAUCCAACUGGAAACAUUUUACUGAAUUAAUUCUAAGACCCAUAGAAAUGUCAGAAGAAAUUCCUAGCCGAUUUCAAAAUACUUGGCUGCAUUUAGUAGAUCUGGGGAAAGAAAUUCAAGAACUUGUGAAAGAUAUUUUCCCUAACAUUCUGGAAAAUAACUUCUCUUCUAAAGCUGAAAAGUUCUUAAACGUAUUUACUGCCAGUCCAAAGGAAAAGGAUAUACAUCGUUUAGGUAAUUCACUUUUUCAUUUAGCAAGUUACCUUGUCUUCAACUUAUCAGAUGAUCUCCAAAAUUCACCCCAAAUAAUUCCACAUGAAAUAAUGAGAGCUGUGGGUCUUGGUAUUCAAUUGAUUAGGGAUGUGUUCAACUCCCUAAUGCCCCCAGUCCAUCACAAUAUUCCAGAAGAUCCAGGUAAUAAUAAAGUUUUAAAGAAGAUAGCUUCUUUCCUGCUCACCCUAAAGAAGACCGACAUAGACCUUCUGGUAGACCAACUCGAACAAGUUGGUGAAAGCCUAAUGGAUUUUAUAAAGAAUAUCAGUAGACCAGGUACUGACAGUUUGGGGGUCAAGUUGCUUGUUGGCUUGAUGGAGAAGUUUGUAGACAGCUCCCAUUCUUGGAAUGUCAAUCAUCUGCUGAGGCUGUCACGCCUGUUUCCCAGAGAGGACGUGGAUGCGGUGGUGGGUCUGUACUAUGCCCUCCCUCACGCUGUGAGACUCCUGCAGAGAGUGGUGGACAAGAACGUCACCAACGCCCUCAAGGAUGUCUACGAUUUCACAGUCCUUCACGGCAUAGGCAUUUCUCAUGUCAAGGAAGACUUUAUGUUUGUGAUGAAAACUCUCCUGGACACCAUUGAAUUAGUGUCAGAUAAGCCAGGGGUUCUUGCCCAGGUUGUAACUUGCCUUCCUGUGGUUUGGUGCCAGAAUUACACAAUAUCUGCAUUUCAGCAGGAUCCAGAGUUAGAGGCCUGUAAUGGCCGCUUUUACAGCAAAGUGGCUAGUAUACUUGACCGCCUCCACCUGUCUCCCCCGGGUGAAGUUUCCCAAUGUUCAAAUGAAAGCUCACGGAUGGAAAUAACUAAGAAAAUGGUCUGCGUAACUCAUGAGCUAGUGGACUGGAGCUCCAUUCUUCUAGAGCUGUCUGAAGUCUUCCACGUGAAAACCUCGCUUGUGAAAACUGUGCAAGAAUUUAGGCGGAAGGUGUUUCCAUUUGUCCUCUCUGGAAAUCAGAGCAAGGGUAGCACCUCUGGACUCUGUCCCCCUGGCCCCCUGAAGCAGGUUGCUUUACAAAUCAUAGAAAAGUUUAGAAACGUCAGUUUUACAAAAGCUACAUCAGAUGAAAACAUUCUUGAUAACUUAGCUCUUUUAAACAGGAUCCUUAACAAUGAAGGCGCAGAGGCAUCUCUUAGGAACCUCCCCUUAAGUUUGGGAAGGGUGAUACAGUCACUUUCUGGGGAUGAGAGCCUAGGAAAUAGUACUCGCUCUGUAGUCUCUCUAUUCAUGACGUUUUUGAAUGCAAACCUAGGAAGGCAUUUCGAAGCACUAUCAAGUUUUAUUAAAAAGAGUAAAACAGCUUACAAGUUUGAAGAUCUGUGGCUUGAGUCUGAACAAGCCAUGAAAGAUCCAAACCUCAAUUUCAAGACAAGAAUCCUGUUCUCUAAAAUAAAGGAAGAGAUUCCAAUGAUUAACUCAGUGGCUCUUCAGAAAAUGACUGAGCAACUUGUCCACAUUUUGGAAAGCCCGAAUUCAUCAUCGUUGCCGUCAUCAGAAACGACCGGAGGUUUUCCAUCCGUCACAAAAAACUGGCUUCGUAAACAUGCAAGUGAAGAACACUCCAGAAUAAUACAAAUAUUAUUCCUCCUUCUGGCCAGUGAGAGUUCAACAUUGACUAAAGAUAUUAAUACCUUUUUGGAUUAUCUCAAAAACAUUUCCAGAGGAGAUGAUUCUCACAUUGACCUUCUUGCUCAACUGGUAAACCAAGAACAGUCAACCAAUUUCUCAGUUGCUAGGUUGCUUUUGAAAAGCUUCCUGAUUAAUUCAGUCAAUAACUUAGCUGCGGGCUCUCGACAAGCAACCUGGAACUUAAGUGACACUGACCUUCAGAUCCUGAAUCUCAUUAACCUCACCUUGAACCAGACACCGUUAGAAAAGGGUGAGAGCGUACUUCUCCCUCCAGGAGGCAUGGUGGAGUCCAUGGGACAGCUUUUGAAAACAUUCUUCACCUUUUUAGAAAAGGAAAAUUCUGAGAACAAAACAUCUCUUUUGCCGAAAGACCUCCACGACAUCGUUGCAGAGAUGAGCUUUGUCCCAAAGGAUAAAGUUUUAGAAAUUCUGAAAGUGGACCAAUUUCUUACCUACAUGAAAGAAGAAAAAUUGAUGAGCGUUUUUUCAAGUUUAAAGGAGACUAUAUAUCACCUAAUCAAAGGAUGGUUCAUGUCAGACCACACAGACCUUUAUUUUGAUAAUCACCGAGGAUGGAAGUUCCUGCGAGAUUUAUUUAAUGCUCUUCUAAGCAAAACUUCUGUGAAAAAUAAGACUGAAAAUAAUUUGGAGUUUCUUACCCAGGUAAGUCAGUUGUUUUUCCACAUGAAUAGUUCUGCAAACCUCUCCCAGCUCAGCCACCAGCUCCAGGCAGCUCUUCACCGCAUGCGAGAAGCCUCAGUAGAGAUAGCAACUGUUAAGGAUUCUCUUUUAAACUCUCCCAACCAGGACCUCCGUGCCUCGUGUCCUUCCCUCCGAGAGGUUCUAUUUGCUAACCUGACCAAUCUGCUUUCCUUCACAAACCACUCAUUCCCUCUAAGAAACAGAGCAACAUUCGAAACUACUAAGAGCUUUCUUGGUGUUACCUCAAGAGCUGGUGGAGGACAUCCCGUCCCGGAACCCCUCCCGGAAAUGCCUGGUGCUCUGGGCCUGCUGGUGAGCGCAGGUGCGGAAAUGAGGGAUCUGGCCGUGGCUGUGAACUCCACUGUGGCGCUGCUCCAGCUCGCCAAGAAAGUUUCCCGGAAGGUGGCCGCUGCGUUGGAAACUCAUCCUGUCUCGGGCACCAAUGACACCAUGAAAUUCGUUGAUUCUCUGUAUUCCAUUUUGCAACAGAAUGUUGGAAAUGUUGUGAAUGAAAUAACUGCUUUGAAAAAAGCGGAUCAGUUAGUAUUUGAAAAUAUAAAUGACUUGUUGAUGCCAUUUCUGGACUUGGCCUUUGGGAUGAUUGGGAUCAAACCUAAUAUUUCCCAAGACUCUGGUAUUUUCAAUGUGUCAUCCAGCAUAUUGUCCUAUGUGAACCAGUCCAGGGACUUUUCUGAUAUUUCAGAAGAAAUUGCAGAAUUUUUAACUUCUGGGGAAAUCAAUUUGGGAGACAUGGAACAUCUUCUGGUAGCAAUUAACAAUGGAACUCAAGUAUUUUCCAUGGAUUCUGUCAGCGUAUGGGAAGAAAUCCUAGAUUGCUUAAUUUCUAUAAAUCACAUCACCAACCAGACAGACUUCCUACGUCCGAAUCCCGUUUCCACGCGUGGUUUCCCUUGGGAUGCUCACGCAGUGGCCCUGGUUUUGGAUGAAAUGUGGUCACGAGACAGCACAGACAUGGGGCCCCGCUUGGGAGUGGUGGCUGACCUGGCCGUGGCUCUGUGGGGUCCCUUAGAGAAGGACGACUUGAAUGUUUCUCAGCUGUGGCUGACGUGGGCUCAGCAUGCAGACGCCCUUUUGAAAGCCGUGGGGACAGCUGUGGAGGUCGCCCGUGGAGGCGCCGGGAGUGGAGCCUGGGCUUUCACCUCCUCUCUGAUUCGGGCAGUGACGCCUCGGCACCUGGAAAAAGCCGCCCGGAGCGUGCUGAGCGGGGCAGCGCUCCUGCGGAAAGAGCUUCUCUUGAACAACCCUCAGUGGACAAGUUCCGCAGAAACUGUGCUCCAGCCCGUCCUGGAGCUUUUUCUUAAUGCAGCCGCUGGGAAGAGUGUCACGCCAGAGAAAGGGGAGAAGGCCCAGCGAGAGAGGACCGCCUCUCCUGACCUGCUCGCACCGGCACCGGCACUGGCACUGGCACCGUGUGAGAGCUGCGUGAAGGGGUUAAUUGCGUGGACGGAGUCCUGGCAGGAAGUCCUGGCAGAUCAAAGUGUUGCCAGAAUGUGCCGGGAUUCCCAGCCGCCCUGGAAGCCCGCGGGAGCCGUGGGGACCCUGCAGAGAGCGGGGACGCUGGUUCUGCGUGUGCUGCUCACGCUCACAGAAAACCCGUCCUUGGCCAGCGAUGCCCUGUGUGCUGCUCGGAGCUGCCAGCCAGGUGGGAUGAGGUGGCUCAUUGUGUCUGCUCUGCAGGGGGUCCCUGUGCUGCAUGACCUCUACCAGGACCUGGAGAAGGUGUGGUCCGCGCCCCGUCAGCUGGACUGUGAGGGUCUCCGCAGGAACCUCUCCCGCUCCCUGCGGCGCUUCAGGAGCCACCUGGAGAGCGCCGCUGCCCGGGGCUGUGCGUGCCCGCCCGCGUGGGACCGGACCCCGCGGCGCCUGCACACGUUGGCCCAGAGGCUCGAAAAGAUUUUGUUUCCUGGGAAUUUGAUGAUGACUUCUAGCAGUCUCACAGGAGCUGUGGAUGUGAGAGUGAGAGACGUGAUGAAGAACGUCACCGCCUUCACCGAGGAGCUUCGCUCUGCCCCCCUCUCAGACGACACCAUCAGCAGUAUUUUGGAAGCAAAUAUUUCCCGCUCACAGGUCCUGUCCGGCGCCCUGACGGUGGCUCUGUCCGGGAGAUGUGACCAGGACGUGCUGCGGCUCCUGCUGGCCUUUCCCGACGGACGGGAAGGCUGGCUUGCCACUAAGGAGCUGUGUGGCCUG
Myotis lucifugus (little brown bat) is the source of this 8013-nucleotide messenger RNA. RefSeq names its product ATP binding cassette subfamily A member 13 (gene ABCA13). NCBI's taxonomy places the organism in Eukaryota, Metazoa, Chordata, Mammalia, Chiroptera, Vespertilionidae. The record is from RefSeq and is a predicted model, not a curated record.